AUGGACGCCCAACAACAUCACCGCAAUCCCUCCCGGGCGUCCGACGCGCUCAGCGCCGCCGUCGCUGAAUCCGAAGACGAACACAUCAGAUGCGCCAAGUUCCGCCAGCAAGAGCUCUGGGCCUGGAAGCCCGUGUGGUCCCCGAAAGUCGUCAUCGUCAUGUACCUCAUCGUGUGCGUCGUCUUCAUCCCGCUGGGCGUCAUCGUCUUCGUGAAGAGCUCCAACAUGGUCGCCACCGCCCGCCUGCGCUACGACAACGUCGGCGCGUGCAGCAUCGGCCCCGGCCCGUUCGCCGACGCCGAGUCCGCCCCGGAAGGCAACUGCGUCAUCGCCGUCGACAUCGACCGCAACGUCACCGCCCCGGCCUACUUCUACUACGGCCUGGUCAACUUCUACCAGAACGCCCGCACGUACGUCACCAGCCGCGACGCCCUGCAGCUGCGCGGCGACGACCGCUCCGAGUCCCAGGUCGAGGACAACUGCAAGCCGCUCGUCACCCUCCCCAACGGCUCGCUGCGCAACCCGUGCGGCCUCAUCGCCAACUCCCAGUUCAACGACACCUUCGACUUUUGCACCGACGAGCAGUGCAACGACCAGCUCACGCUCAAUUCUACCAAUAUCGCCUGGCGCGUCGACCGCGAGAAGCGCUUCACCUCGGAACAAGUCCGCGGCAAGGAGGACCUCAUGGUCUGGAUGCGAGUGUCGCCGUACCGCAACUGGAAAAAACUCUAUAGUCGCAUCGAGAACAACAUCCAGGCCGGCCGCUAUUAUGUGCGCGCCACCUCCCGCUUCCCCGUCGAGGGCUUUGAGGGCGAAAAGUUUUUCUACAUUGCCGAGACAACUUGGUUUGGCGGCGCAAAUAAGCUCCUGGGCCUAGCUUAUAUCGUCGUCGGGGGCGUCGCCUUGGUGCUGUCCUUGGUCUUUAUCGUGGCGAGUAGGAAGACCCCCGACCUGGAUCUUCCGCCGGAGACCACUGUGAUGCUGGAUGGCAUAUCGCCACAGGUUAGGCCAGAGUCGUCUUCGGAUGAGGGCACAAGGGCGGUCACGUUAGACGCGUGACUCUAGAGGGGACUCAAGUUGGUACUAGUCGACCAAUAUUGUAUAUUGUGACCCGGGUCGUCGUGGUGUUUUGCCAUGCCCGCUGGGAUUCAGACAGUUUUGUGGCAUGUUCCGGUUGUGAUUAUGUUUUUCGUACAAGCGUGCGGAUAUGAGCCCAUAUGUGAGAGCAGUCAAUAGUACAAAAAGUAAAAGCUAUGAUCCCGAUA
Molecule: messenger RNA, 1265 nt
Organism: Chondrus crispus (carragheen)
Lineage: Eukaryota; Rhodophyta; Florideophyceae; Gigartinales; Gigartinaceae
Exons: 3
Coding region: 1-1059 (352 amino acids)
Cellular component (GO): endoplasmic reticulum; plasma membrane; Golgi apparatus
Source: RefSeq, a predicted model, not a curated record